Adineta steineri is the source of this 681-nucleotide messenger RNA. NCBI's taxonomy places the organism in Eukaryota, Metazoa, Rotifera, Eurotatoria, Adinetida, Adinetidae. The record is from the annotation of a GenBank genome assembly.
AUGGGUUGUGGUAUUUUUGGCAUCAAUUGCGGGGAACCUACUAUGAAACCUAGCACCUCGACACCGACCCAAAAAAUAUCACCAACAACGUCAAUGAAUGUAAUUCAGUCGACAACUGAAAUCGACUCUGCAGGUGGCACAGGACCUUCAUAUACUGCACAGUCAUCCACGCCAACUUCUACUACCACAUUCUCAACAAUAUCAUACUAUUCUCAAUCAUUAACUCGAUAUUUUUCCACUUCGUCAUCUCCCUCUUCUACUAUUGCAUCAGGUAUUUUUGGCGCUUCUCAAACAACUACUGCACAACCAACGACCUUCAACAGCAGCAACAUCAGCAGCUGUAAUAUUUCGAUGUUUGACAACGGCAGUAAUCGAACAUCAGUUAUUUAUCUAAAUGGUACACUUUAUUUCAAUACUACAAAAGGCAAUGAGAUUGAUCCUAAUAAGAUUAUGGAUGCAUUGAAAUCAUUCAAUCCACCUAUUGUUUUAGUUGAUAUAUGUGCAAAUAAAAGUUCUAGCGAAAGUAACUUUAAUCCCGCAUUGUCCAAAAUAGAGCCACUAUCUGAGGUAGUUGGUGAUACAUCAUUUUUAGCUAACGAUAAUACUAUUCCUACAUCAUUAUUAAAUGAAGCCAAUAAUGUUACUUUACCAACACUAAUCUGGACGGUGAGCAGCUUUUAA